AUGUCGAGCACAGCAUCAAGCAGCGCACCUUCUUCUGAUGGCGUCAUUCGCUCCCGAGUAACUGAGGCUUUGCAGAUCUCAGGGUACCGCUUUACCAAUGCAACACACAUCCCAACCACCGAUCACUACGAUAACGUCACUCUUGUCAAUGGCUACCGCGUAUCGGAUAAGCGAGCAGUGGUUGCCAAGGUAUCCACCAACAGCCUGCAAAUUGAACGCGAGUAUUACAUCAUAAGGCAACUCUAUCAGACAGCUGAUGGUCCUUCAUAUCUUGUGCGUCCCUUGGAGUAUGCUUAUUUGUCGUCAAGCGGACUUGCCGUUGCCAUUUAUGCCGACGCCCAUGGCGACCGAUCAUCCAAUCGCACCAUUGACGACAUUGGCACUUUCCUACGAUUAGCAAUACGGUGCACAGACAUCAUGGAAUUCAUCCAUCGCCACAACACUAUCCAUGGUCAACUUAAUAUGGGAUCAUUCUGCUGGAACAGCAAUGAUACCACCGAUACUACACGCUUAUGGAACUUUGCAGGCAGUGGCAACAGCGCAUCGUUUGAAAAGUAUCUCACAAGCGAAGGAUGGAAAAAGUAUCAAAACAGCCAAGCCAUCAUGGAGAGCCAACUCAUGUACAUCAGCCCUGAACAAACAGGCCGCACCACCUACAUUGCUGAUCAUCGUGCCGAUAUCUAUUCCUUGGGCAUCAUAUUCUUUGUAUUGCUGACAGGCCAAAUGCCUUUUCAUGGAGGACCCUUGAAGAUUGUCAACAGCAUUUUGAGUCGUAAAAUGCCAGCUGUGCAUGAUAUCCAAUUGAAUGUCCCUGAAGUGAUAUCGCGGAUCAUUGAAAAGAUGACAUGCAAGAACCCAGAGGAGCGAUACAUGAGUAUGCACGGUGUCAAAUGCGACCUGGAAGAGUGUCUCCACCGAUUGAAAACAAGUGAUACUAAGACUAUCGACUCGUUUCCAUUGGCACAACGUGACAUUGCGUCCGUGUUUAUGAUACCACGAAAUGUUUAUGGUCGGCAAGCUAUCAUUUCUGAUAUGGUGAAUAUCAUCGAGCGAUUUGUGAGUCAAUACAAGCCUUUGAAGAUCCACAGUAACAAGCAAGGCGCUACUCUUGCAACAUCCAGCAGCAGCGAUCCCGAUUCUUCAGAACACAAGUCAGCGUCAAGCCCGAAAUCAUUGCAUGGUCAUGAUAGCAGUGAUGUUUCCAGUGUUAGUAGUAGGCUUGUAUCAGUCAAUGGAAAGCAAGUAGCUACUGUGAUUGGAAUUUAUGGACCUGGAGGCAUUGGAAAAUCGACGUUGUUCAACUCUAUACAGCCUUUGGCCCGAAAGAGUGGCUAUAUUACAUCUACCAAGUUUGAUUCAAGGAACAAGGUCCCAUACAGUGGGUUGCUACGGUUGAUGUCGCAGGCGCUACAGCAAAUCUUAUCCGAGACCGAAGAAGAAGUUUAUCGAUUUUUCAAUCACUUGAAAGCAUGGCUUGGUGCACAAUUUUCCAACAUUUCAGUACUGGCGGAUUUGGUACCAGAGCUCAAGUCAUUGUUGAUUGCUUCUGGACACAAGGAUGAAAAUGCGAAUACCGAGAUAUCGAUGAAGGCCGAUAAUGCUGAAGCUCGUUUACGUUUCCACAACCUUUACGUUGAAGUCUUUCGUGCCGUGUCACAUUGGCGUAUGGUGACUAUUUUUAUUGACGAUAUCCAUCAAGCGGAUGAUCCUUCAAUCGAUUUAUUGCUAGCGCUGCUUCUAUCAAGAAUCAACAUCCUUGUGUUUAUGUCAUAUCGUGAUCAGGAGCUGAAUGAAAAGCAAUCUGGAAUAUUGGAGAAUGAAUUUGCCAACAUCCAAUUUAUCGAGGUCGGCACAUUGAAGCUGGACGCAUUGACCGAUUUCGUUUGUGACACACUACAUCGAUCACGAGACACCGAUCGCGACUAUGUCACUCCACUUGCGUUGGCGAUACAAAGGAAAACCAACGGCAAUGCGUUCUUCUCGGCACAAUUGUUGCAGAUGCUGGAACGUAAAAAGAUCAUUUACUUCAAUUGGGAAUUCAAUGUUUGGGAAUACGACCUUGCAAGAAUUGAACAAGGCACCUACUUGGAGACAAUGGAAGAGGAUGUUUCAUUCAUGGUGAAUCGGCUGAAAGAACUACCGCGUCAUGGUCAGCGAUUGCUCAAGAUGGCAUCAUUUGUCGGUGAUACUUUCUCAUGGUCGAGAGUGAAGGCGUUAAUGGAGGAGACAUUUUCUGAUGAUGGGAACGACGAUGGUAGCAACGAUGGAGAUGCAAGCAGCUUAUUAUCAGCCGAGUCGAUAACCGACACAAGCGUGUUCAGCAGGAAGAGCAAGUCGACCGAAGGCACUGUAUGUGAAGGAAGGAACCAUCAAAAGAGCUAUGAUCCAAUCAGCGGACUACAUGCAGUGAUCCAGGAGGGAUACGUUAUGCAGCUUGGUGCAGAUGAAUUCAAAUGGAGUCAUGAUCGUAUCACGCAAGCAGCUGGUGAGCUGGUGAAGCCCGAUGUAAGGCGCAAGAUCCAUUUCAUGAUUGCACAGCAAAUGAUGCAAGAGGAGGAUAUGGACGUAUUUCUGGUUGCGGAUCAUCUUUUGAAAUGCCUUGAUCUAUUAUCAUCUAUGGACGACAAAUCACCCUUUCAUGAGCUCUUCAUCGAUGCAGGCAACAAAGGACGGCAAUCUGGUGCACAUGACAUGGCAUUCAGCUAUUACAAGGCAGCAAUCCAACUCAGUGAUCCCGAAAAGGAAUGGGAUGAUGAUAAUUAUCCUAUUACCUUGCAGCUCUAUACGAAUACCAUGGGACUUAGCUUUGUGUUGGGCAACAAUGAAAUGACCGAGAAUUUGGGGGAGAUCAUCUUUAAGCAUGCCAAAACACCCUUGGAGCGCAAGACUGCUUACUUGAUCCAAUCACGCUAUUAUCUAUCGCAACAAAAGCCGUUUGAAGGACGAGACACUUUGCUUGCUUGCUUGGAAGACCUUGGCAAUGAGAAGCUCACGUUUGAGAAUGCCGAGGAAAAAAUGCGGCAGGAGCUUGAUCAACUGGAGAAAGCGACCGGAGAUAUGGAUGUCGAUGAGAUUGCCAAUAUCACAUUAUCGGAUGAUCCUUACGUCCAUGCAACCGCUGAGGUUAUGGGAGAAUUGUUACAUUUGUUGUAUUGGACUGGACAAAAGCAUGCUUUGAGCGCAUGUGCAUGCCUUGUAUUGAAUAUGUGUCUUCAACGGGGCAUGGCUCCAGGUGCUAGCGGGGCUGGCUCAUACUUAGCAGGGAUCGGCUACCUUGAGUUGCUGAAGAAUCAUGCAGCGGCCAACAAAAUGGCAAAACUCGGUGUCAUCAUUGCUGAUCGACAUGGCGGGAAUCAAGAAAAGGCCCAAGCCUACAUCAUACAAGCGAUAUUUGUGGAUCAAUUUGUACAUCAUAAUCGAUACGCGUUACCUAUGCUUGAAGCUGCAACACAGCAUGCCUUUGCCGCAGGAGAUCGUCAUUUCACAAAUUACGGCAAAAUUCACUACAGCAUGGUUCGUUUGUCUGUGGCACGCCAUUUAAGCGAUGUACUGCCUAUUGCAGAAGAAUGCUAUGAAGAAGUGCACAAAUGGUCUACUGCUGCGGAGUCAAAUGCAAUGUCCAUCACGAUUGUAAGAGCCAUCAAAGCAUUACAAGGGCGAACGUAUUGGGAUACUGAUAACGUCUAUGAUGGUGACGAUGGAUUCAACGACGAGCAUUUCCUCACUGAGAGCUUCAAGCAAAGCCCGAAUUCUGUUCUCGCUCUUAACUGGUAUCAGACCUACAAGAUCAUCCCCUUGACAUUGUACGAGCGAUACGAGGCAGCCAUUGAAGUUGGAGAAUAUUGUUUCAGCGUCCGGGAAAACGUUCCAUACCUCAGGCACACACGGGUAGCAUAUUUUUAUUAUUCAAUUGCUCUCAUUGGAUAUGCGCGUGAGCACAGCGAAGCAUUGGAGAACUGUCUGAAGCAAGUGGAUCAGAAUCAAAAUCUCGUACAUGAAUGGGUGGCGGUGAGCCGUGUCAAUUAUAUCACUUUAUGGACAUUGGUGGAAGCAGAGAUUGCGAGUCUUCAAGGAGACAACGCCAUCAAAGCCAUAUUAUUGUAUGAAGAAGCCAUUAAUCAUGCUCGCGAGGGAGAAUGGUGCCUGGAACUUAGUAUUGCACAUGAAUUGGCUGGAGGAUUCUAUUACCGCCAAGGGAUUUACAAUGUUGCAUACAACAUGAUCAAGAAGGCAGUGGAUCUUUAUACGGCAUAUGGCGCAUUUGGCAAGUCGCGUCAUCUUAAUGGAAAAUACGCUGAUUUGCUCAGCUCAUUCAACGAUGAUCGAAUCGAGAGCCGUGAUAAGAGUGCACAAACGGAUCCAUUCCCUCUAUUGGCAGCUCCCCUUCACCAACAGCAUCCGCAACAAUCAUGGAGCAGCUCUUCGUAUGACCGCAUUGAUAGCAGCCCGGUAGCUGAUGAACCCUAUAACUCGGAGUCAAUACCACCUAUCACAACAGAGCAAACAUUGGUGACAUUGGAUAUUAUCGACAUGGCAUCCAUUCUCAAGAGCUCCCAGGUGCUUUCAUCCGAAGUCAAGUCCGACGCAUUGCUGAAGAAUAUGAUGCAGAUUAUUCUUGAGAACUCCGGUGCUGAUCGAGGUGCUAUCAUUGUCAAGGAGACCAAAUUUGGAAUCGGUGCCUAUGGCAACCAGCAAAAAGAGGACACGAUUGUCACAUACGAAGAACCAGAACGUAUUUCGAAGAGUAGCGUCAUGGUAUCGAGCCAAAUCAUCAACCACACAAUCCACACCUCUGAGAGCAUUUUCAUUCCUGAUGUCGAGCAGGAUGCACGAUUUGCUGUUGGACCAUGGUUUGAGCGUGCUGGCAAGAAAUCAGUAAUCUGCAUGCCGAUCAUACACAAGAUGACGACUGUUGGUUGCAUCUUUCUUGAAGGUGCUAUUGGGAUCUUUACGCAACGUCACAUUACAGUGCUUGGAUUACUAUAUCAGCAAAUGGGUAUUUCAUUGACCAAUGCUUCAUUGUUCAAAUCCGUGCGACGUGUUACAACCGCCAACAUGAAGAUGAUUGAGAUGCAAAAGCAAGCAUUGGAGGAAGCACGACGUAGCAAGGAAGCAGCUGAUAAGGCGACUCGAUUACGAGAGAUCUUUUUGGCCAACAUGAGCCAUGAAAUUCGAACACCGUUUUCAGGAUUCUAUGGCAUGAUCACAUUGCUGUCAGAGACAAAGCUUGAUCCUGCACAAUACGACUUGGUGCGAACGGCUAAAUCAUCAUGUGAAGGAUUAUUGCAGAUCAUCGACGACCUACUCAACUUUUCAAAGCUACAAGCCGGCAAGGUUUCUCUUGAUUUGGCACCAGUGCAUGUGGAAGAGCUCAUUGCCGAUGUGAUUGAUAUGCUGAUUGCCAUUGCUAUUCAAAAGCGUAUCAAUGUUACGUACACGGUUGCAGAGGAUGUACCAGCCGUUGUAAUGGCGGAUGCCAACCGGCUCAGACAGAUCAUCAUCAAUUUACUUGGGAAUGCUGUCAAGUUUACGCACCAUGGCGAAAUCAGCAUUCGAUGCUCCAUUGACGGCCGCAAAAAGAAGGCUGUAGACAAGGAAUCAUAUGUCGCAUUGCUGUUUGAAGUGAUUGAUACAGGCAUUGGCAUCAGCGAGGAGCAGCGUAAGGUGUUGUUUAUGCCAUUCUCACAAGUGGAUGGUAGCACCACUCGUAAGUAUGGUGGUACUGGCCUUGGUCUUUCUAUUUGCCUUCAAUUGGUCUCUUUGAUGAAUGGGGAUAUCGAUGUUGUGAGCGAGACAGGAAAAGGAUCCAAUUUCCGCUUUGCAAUCGAGGUUUCGCCGGUGUAUGAUCAAUCCCGAAGAUUCACUGAAGCAAUGCAAGCAAUAUCCAAGAGUUUUAUCAAAACACGAGUCCUUGUUGCGGAUACACAUCACGCCACAGUGGAUAUGAUGACCAACUUCCUUCCGAAUUUACCACUUGAUGGAGUAUCUGAUUAUGCAGAGUUGCAACAGGAGACACCUUAUGGAGUUGUCAUUGUGGGAUUGCUUCUGGAUCACAAAGAAGGAACACUACGGCGCUGGGAAAAGGAGCUCCAAAAGAUUAUGAAGCGUGCCAAGGUUACGGUUAUCAUGCAUUAUCCCUUGGGAACUAGCAAUGUUCAAGGUAACAUCGGAGGUGUUGGACCUAUUCUCGAAGCAGCAUCAUCGUCAAUGGAGCAAGAACAGCAACGUCAGCAACAGCAACAGCCAUUCCACAUAUCAUCAUAUGGCUAUCUUGAUGAGCAACAAAACAUUGUGCGUAUGGGAGUUCCAUUGCGACGUAACAAGCUUUUGAGGAUGCUGGCAGGAUUUCUCAAGGAGGAUGAUCCAAGUAGUACACCAGCACCCAAGACGCGGCCAAACAUCUUUGCACGUAUCAGUAGCAGUGAGAUCAAGCUUGCCAUUGAGACGAUACCAGAGGAACAUCGUAAAGCAUUCAAAAAGACCAAUGUCCUGGUUGCAGAAGAUAAUCCUGUUGCACAAAAGCUGCUAUGCAAGCAAUUGAAACGAUAUGGCUUUAACAUCACAUGUGCUAACAAUGGAGCUGAAGCGAUUGCUGCAUGGACCAAGCGACCGGUUGGAUACUUUAAGAUGGCUCUGUUUGAUCAUCACAUGCCCAAAUGCGAUGGUGUGGAGGCGACCAAGACCAUUAGGAGAAAUGAAAAGGAGCAAAAUAGCAAGAAGCGAUUACCGAUUGUGGCACUCACAGCAGACAUACAAGAUAGUGCAAGAGCAAUUUGCGUGAAUGCUGGCAUGGAUGGAUAUCUAACCAAGCCUUUGAAUGAGUUUGCUCUACUUGAAUUUGUUAAACAAUAUUGUAUCGAUCGAUAA
Molecule: messenger RNA, 6867 nt
Organism: Lichtheimia ornata
Lineage: Eukaryota; Fungi; Mucoromycota; Mucoromycetes; Mucorales; Lichtheimiaceae
Exons: 19
Coding region: 1-6867 (2288 amino acids)
Biological process (GO): protein phosphorylation; phosphorelay signal transduction system
Molecular function (GO): ATP binding; protein binding; phosphorelay sensor kinase activity
Source: RefSeq, a predicted model, not a curated record